Molecule: messenger RNA, 2515 nt
Organism: Boeremia exigua
Lineage: Eukaryota; Fungi; Ascomycota; Dothideomycetes; Pleosporales; Didymellaceae
Exons: 5
Coding region: 170-2296 (708 amino acids)
Source: RefSeq, a predicted model, not a curated record
CCACUCCAACAAUUAACUGUGCCUCCCUCAAGUAAAGCAAGAUCGGUCUUGGUAUAUUCUGUAUCGAUGAGAGCAGCUUGCAAGCUUGCUACUUAAAGCAUGAUUUCGCGCCAGGUGGUACCUGUAUACUCAGUCCAUUCCCACAGCAAGUACGAGCAGGCUCGAAAAGAUGUCUCUUGAAAUUGAGCCUAAUUUGAUCAGGCGCGGUGUCUGGAUCAAUUUGGACCAUGGUUCUGUCAUGGGCAAAACGAUAACGACUGAUACGCAAACUGGUAACAUAAUUGUUGCUUUACUCGCUGUCCUCUCAACACUGGCCACUGCACACUUAUGGCAUCUUAUUACGUUCUCGAUACAUCAACUACGUGCCACCGGACGACCAGAAGAUGCGCUCUUCAGACAACAGCAAGCACUUUUGCGUACGCUCCCAGCACCGAGUGCAGUCAUGGCAGACACCAUCAAGUUAUGGUGGGCUUGGCGAGGCAAAGCUAAAAGACCUUUACUUCGAUCGCUGGUUCUCUUAAUCAUUGCCAUUCUCUUUACAGUAGGAACAGGUGCGGCCAGUGUGUUUUCGUCUCUUGUUGUGGAUACCACGAGUCUAGAGGUGCUAGUCAAGAGUCGCAACUGCGGAUGGGCUCACCCAAUACGCAUUUUUGAUAGGGGCAUGGUCCGCCCUGUGAAGCAAGUCGCUGAUCCGUACGCCAAUCUCUGCUACACAAACGGAGCGAACAAAAGCGCGGCCAGACUCCCAUCGGUUUGUAACAGUCUGGUGCAGCGUGAGCUACCCUUCACCACGACUCGAGUACCCUGUCCAUUCGAUAAGCUUGCUUGCGAACCAAAUCUGGAGUCUGUCAGUUAUGACACCGGACUCAUGGAUGUUGGGUCCUCAUUCGGACUGAACCUCCCGGACUCCGAUGGAGUAAAGUUCCGUCAGAAGAUGACAUGUUCCCUGAUGGCUAGAAAUUCGAAGUACAAUAUUGCUGUCGGGUACAGCGCCGCGUUCGAUGGCUCUAUGUCCCCAAAUUCUUCGACUAACCCACGUUCGCUUCUGUUCGAAUACGGUACAAAUUAUCGUGGAUCCGUCAAAGGUAUCACCUGGGCGGUGGACCAAGACGAAUCAAGAUUGCUAACCAAAUAUACGGUGCAUACUGUCCACAACUAUACCAAUCCCCUGGCCCCAGUAUAUCGAGGGUUUGAUCCACGUCCCGAGCUCCGUCGCGAUAACACAACACUUACAAUCAUCAUCGUUGGGCUGAACAGUGUGACUUACUUGAACAAAGUCCGCGAUCCGCUUUUCAAUGCAACAAUUCCUGUGGAAUCGGUGGGUAUUGACAGUCAGGGUGGGCGUCCGGUCCAGAAUAUAUACCUCUCAAAUCGAUACGCUCAAGCCCUUGCCUGCCAGGAACAAUAUCAAUUCUGCUACAAGCUACCGACUGGAGAAGACGAGUGCACCGAACUCGGCGAACUUCCUCUCAGCGUUUGGAUAGGAAAUCUCCCUCCCCCUCCGGACAUUGAUUUCAGUCCUUUCCCAAAUGCGAACGAGAUGCAGAAAACGAUUAUCCGGUUAAUCGCUUCGUCUUCAUACGGAUUUAACGUCGCAACUGUCGCUCAGGAUCUAUUAGCAGGCUCACUUGAAAACCCGGACAUCGAUCGAGGCCUUCCAGAUGAUCAAUGGCUUCGGGAGUUGACACGAUGGCAAAAACAAAUUCUGGCGGCGUUACAGGUUGCCAUGAUCGACUAUGCAAUUGGCCCUGGUUCACGCGACACCGCUUUUCCUGUCUAUCUUCGACCAACAUCAGAUAGUGAGAAGAAGCUUUGCCAGAUGCAGAAGAUGAAAAAGUCCGGCAGCGUGGUGAACGUCAAUGUCUUCGGUCUCUCCUUCAUAAUUGCAUUCUCCGUCCUGGUUGCACUGCUUGAUAUCUUCAUGCUGAAGUUUGUCAUUUAUCUGAGCAAGUUUCGCGCUGCGCUUGGACCGCGCGUCGACCGUUGGAUUCAAGACGGCAUAUGGCAAUUGCAGCGACGAGCCUACGAGGGCGAAGGUUACCGUAGCUGGACUAAUCUGGAGGCCGACGUACCACUUACAACCGAGGAUAAGCUCAAAGACUUGGCCGUCCUGUGGUUGCCAAGCAAGAGUCCGAACGUGAGCCAGGGGCAAAUGUUUGAUUCUAGUACGACCAUCAGAUCGCAGCGUUCGUCAAUGGAAGUCACCGCGGUAGAGAACGCGCACCCGGUUGAUGACGGGAACAACCGAGGGCUUGGGAUACUAGGAUGGUUCAGGGGGCGAGGGGCCCGCGACUGAGCAGGUUGGGGACACAUCAUGAAGGAGCUGGGUGUUCCACAAAAGCAAAUGUGUCGAUGUCAUAGACCUCCUUGAUUACGCUUCUGUGGCUGAUGGCAUUGCCAGGUGGAAAUGCCAUCGUUCAUUUCAGCAGUUCCCUGUGUUUGUUACUUCAGUAUAAGUCGAGUUGCACACUACUGAAGACCCUUUGAACAUCCUGCCACUCUCAAUCGUACAUUU